Molecule: messenger RNA, 4601 nt
Organism: Xiphophorus couchianus (Monterrey platyfish)
Lineage: Eukaryota; Metazoa; Chordata; Actinopteri; Cyprinodontiformes; Poeciliidae
Gene: kcnj13
Product: potassium inwardly rectifying channel subfamily J member 13
Exons: 3
Coding region: 299-1390 (363 amino acids)
Biological process (GO): regulation of monoatomic ion transmembrane transport; potassium ion import across plasma membrane
Cellular component (GO): plasma membrane
Molecular function (GO): inward rectifier potassium channel activity
Source: RefSeq, a predicted model, not a curated record
GGCCCUGGAGCUCAACUCUGCACCUCACAGUGGAGUAAAGAGCAGCACGCUCAGUCACACUCAGAGUCAACCUCAGUGGAGAGAAAUUUCCCCCCACCCCACUUUUUCUGUUGGACUCCUUUUGAGAUUUUGAACCCCCAUUUUUCCAAGGAAUCGGUGGCGCUCUCUGAAUGAGCCGCAGUCCUGAGUCUGCUUCACAGAGCCAGUCUAAGGGGAACAGGUCAAAGGGCUCCAGGUUGGCCCUGAGUGCAGCUCUAGGGUCAAUUUCAUUUGCCCUGUUUGAGAUCUGCCUGCAACCAUGACAACCAAAACCAACAGUAGCGUUCUGGCUGGCAAAGUAUCCUCCUACCCCCUGUUGUCUUCUCCUGCUCGUCAACGUCUAGUCACCAAAGAUGGACACUGUACGCUUAAUGCCCCUGCCUGCCCCUCAGACUCGUGGCGCAGGAGCUGGGGCAGAGUCUGGCUGCUGGCGCUGCAGGAUUUGUGGGGACUAUUGGUGAGUCUGCGCUGGAGAUGGGUACUCCUCGCCUUCUGUGCAUCCUUCAUUGCCCACUGGCUGUUGUUUGCCUGCUUGUGGUACUUGCUGGCCCAUCUCAAUGGAGACCUUGCUGUGAAAAAUCAUGAUGACCCCCCACAGGAUCACGUGGUUUGCGUGAAACAUAUUACAAGUUUCACUGCUGCCUUCUCCUUCUCUCUUGAGACCCAGCUGACCAUUGGCUAUGGCACCAUGUUCCCCAGUGGAGACUGUCCCAGUGCUAUAGCACUGCUGGCUGUGCAGAUGCUGCUGGGGCUUAUGCUGGAGGCCUUCAUCACAGGUGCAUUUGUAGCCAAGAUUGCUCGUCCUCAGAAGAGAGCAGGAGCCAUCGAGUUCAGUCCACAGGCAGUAGUGGGCCAACACCAGGGCCAGACCUGCCUCAUGAUACGAGUCACUAAUCUUAUUCAGCGACCUCUGGUGGACGUGAAGGUGAGUGCAGUUCUCUAUGAGGAACAGGAAGGCCAGGCUCUGUACCAGAUCUCACUGGACUUCCACUUGGACCAUUUAGGCCAACAGCCAUGCCCCUUCUUUAUUUUCCCGCUUACUUUUUACCACCGACUAGACCGCCAGAGCCCUCUCUACCCUGCUCUUUGCGAAGGCACAUCCAAACACUUUGAGCUGGUCGUUUUCCUAACAGCAUUGCAAGAGGGAACUGGUGACUCCUGCCAGAAGAAAACCUCUUACUUACGCCAAGAAAUUCAGUUUGACCGGCGAUUUCUACCUGCCUUGGGGCUGGAUGCUCGGGGGAGGUACUUGGUGAGCAAAGAGCACUUUGACACCGCCCACUCCAAGGAGCCUUUGAACAAAGAUUGUGUGGUACAAAUCAAUGGUGAUGACACUGACAGGAUGGAGUAAACAUGACAAACAGAAGCUCCGACUUGGACAGCAGGAGGGGUUCUUUGCACAUGGAUAUUUUGGUCAGGAGAUUCCAGCUAACUUUAUUUUCUGACAUGUAAAAUACUGUCAGAAACAGGUGGUCCUCUUGGUUCCCAUCACUAGUUCCACCUGUGCAUUUCAAUUUGAAGUCUGUGCAGCCUCUGCCUUUUUUCCUUACCUGAUUUACUUGGGUCACAGUUUGUCCAAACUGUGUUUAGAUGCAAAUAAAGAAGGUGCAGCAGAAGAAUAAAAUAUUGUCUGAAGUCGCAGACAAUAAAAUGCCUUAAUUUAGAUUGGACAUGUUAAUGCCACAUGGGUCACAUAUUACAUGUUUCACAUUUUCAUCAUCUGUUCUGACUUGAAUAAGAUACAGCCUUUAACAAAAUCAUUGAACUGCUUUUGGAUAUGUUCACCAGUGUUAAUAACAGCUGUUACCGGUUCAAAUAUAUUCACAAUGAGACAUUGUUCUAUUGAGAUUUAAAUACUUUAAAGAUAAAUAGAAUAUUUGUGGAAAUAAAUCUUUGUAGCUUUCACAGAGUUCCUGAAGGAAAACAUAAUCCCUCUUCCAGACGCAUUAAGAGAAGUGAGACACAUCUCCAACGUGGCAUGCAAAAUAAGAAUUCAUAGUGAAGAAGAAGCAAGACGACGGGAAUUAGUAAAAAAAGAAGCCAGUAUAGACACUAUAGCUACAUGUGAUGGCUGACAUGUCACACAGGCAGAGGGCACUGCAGGAUCUGAAUCAAGUUGGUGUGAAGUUGGCCCCUCUCCUACCUCAAAUUAAACAAUAUUAGUGCACAAUGCCGGAGCUGGUUUGUGCAGCACAUUGUUCUUGUUUGUGUCACCAGGAGGCAGGCAGAAAUGUGAAGGGGGCGUCAUUACACGGAUAUAUUAUGCUCCAUGGUAUUUAUUAACAUUGUUGACUUGUGUUUUCUUCAUGGGAUUGAGGUAAACUGUGCCCAACCCAGCAACAACAAAAACAUAUAAAUGUAUAAGACCCUGAUGAUUAAAGAUGCUUUUCAUCCAAGAUCGAACAACCAACAGCAUAACAUUUAUCUACUUGGAUGGUCACUAUGUUAUACAUAGUGACCAUUUUACUCUACUAUAUUUAUUACACACACACACGUAUUUUGUAUAUAUACUAUACUAUACUAAACUAUAUAUAUAUACUGUAUGUACUAUAUAUAGUAUAGUAUAUAUUAACAUCUUGGAUAUUGCAACUAAUAAGCAAUUUUCCUUGGAGAUCAAUAACGUAUAUUCUGUUCUAUUUUAUUAUAUUUAAAGAUAGAACAAAUUUUCCAGAGGUCAUCAUAGGUCAACAAGCCAGUCCACAUUCACAAAAUCAAAAGAAAUAUGGUGUCAAUCAUCUGAGCUCUGUUCAUGUUGGUUAGUGCAGCUAAAAUAUUUUAGCAGUUAACUGACACCCAAUUUACUUAUUUUUGUAAAUUUGGUGAAGGCUGGUUGACCUGCGAUGACCUCUGGAAACAUUUAGUAAUAUCUUUAACAUGAUUGUGGCACAAACAAAAUGUUUUGGUGCAUCAACGUUGCACAAACGUUUGACACCAAUUUCGUUUAAUUUGAAGAAGUUGGGGGGCAACGUCACCAUGGUAGCAAGACGCAAAAUUGUGCGAAGAUGUAAAGAUAUUUAUUCAUUUCUGCAAUUCUUCAGGUCAAAUUAUCUGACAGGUCAAAGUCAGAAAAACUGAGAAAGAAUGGGGUGUUUUUUUUUCUAAGCAACCAUCCAUUUAUUAGUUUCUUUCCUGUUUUUCUGAACAACUGCAGAUUUAAAAAACUUUGGAGACGUUUAGAAUCAUCACAGAUAAAUAUAUUUUGAGCUGUAUAUUAAAUGCAUUUCUUGUAUCCUCAGAUUUUAGUAGACUGUAAAGUAUUUUCAUGUAUAAUGUGUGUCCACAAAAAUUCUAUCUAAAACUAAGCUAAGCACAUGGGUCUCUGCAGAAGAUUUCUUAAUUAGCAUUAAGUGCAGUUAAAUAAUAUUUUAAAAAAACAAACAUUUGUUGGGCUGUCGUGAUUUCUAAGCAUGUAUUUGCAGGUUUGGAUCUGUAGGAAUUUCAGGUCAUCUAACUCCCAUUGUUCACAUAGUUACUUCCAAAUAAUUACUGCAUAAAUACCCUGAGUAUGUUUCUGAUCAUUUUGUCAAGUUUUAAUGUUCUUGAGCAUUAGUGUGAACUAUCAAGCCUCAAAAUCAGGCAAGGUAUUCACUUCAAAUGUCACAAACACAAGUCAGCUUUAAGCAUAACAUCACCACACCCAUGUCUAAAGUGAGGUUUCUAACAUAUGAGUGACCUUCAUAAUUACUAAUAGACAGUUAAUGAUUUAUUUGUAUAUGAUUGAUUUUAGCAGGUUAUUGUCUAAAAUUAUACAAAGAAAAAUAUUUUGUAUUACACUGAAUUUUUCUAAUGUUUUUGGAGAUUUAGCCUUGAAAAUAAGCAUAGUAUGUUAAAGUUGUAGUACGUAACUUAUACAUAUUUGUUGAAACUCUGCAUAUUGCGACAAUAUGAUAUGAGACAAAUAAUCUGAAAAAAGCUUCUCUGCUUUCUCCCAGUGCUAACUAGAAACAACCAAUCAGAGCCUGGAGGAGGGUCUUAGUGCUGUCAAUCACUCUACAUGCUGCGCUGCUUACCACUCCCUCGCUCUCUGCUAAGCUACAGUUUCUUCCUGAUAGCAGAGCCUGCUGUGAAUGCUCAUACUAGUUAGCAUGGCCACUGAUGACGGCAGAUAAAAAGUUUUUCUGUAACGCAAAGUUGUUUCUCCACUAUUAGUACAUUGUGCAGUGUACACAAGGGUGAUUGACAGCACUAAGACACUCCUCCCAGAUCUGAUUGUUUGUUGUUUUUGAUCAGGAGAGAUGCAUUAAGCCAGGUGGUAAUAGUAGCUCAGGGGGGAGGUGCAGGAGCUAUAUCUUAUGCUAUUUAUCUCAUAUUUUACUUUCAUAACAUAAUGAAAGUUUUAGCAAAUAUGCAAAAACAUAUUUUAUGAAAGUUACAAAUUGCAGUUUUACAGUAAAUUCCUUUAUAAUAAAUGUUGUAUUUACAUUAUUUGAUUACAAUCAGAUCAUUUUUUUCUAUAUUGUUUUCAAAGAGAUCAUUUAGACGCGUGUAAACAUCAUUGAACCUCAUGCUUUAGUGACUUUAUACACUGACUAUAAUGGGAAAUAAACUUUUUUUUAAACAAA